Stylophora pistillata is the source of this 1744-nucleotide messenger RNA. RefSeq lists its product as uncharacterized. The record is from RefSeq and is a predicted model, not a curated record. Lineage: Eukaryota; Metazoa; Cnidaria; Anthozoa; Scleractinia; Pocilloporidae.
UAUACAGCCAAUCUCCUCUACAGUCGAAAUUGGGCCCAUCGAAGAUUCAAGCGUAGACGAAAAUGUCAUCGAUACUAGCAGCCACAUGGAGGACUCCACCGUAACUACUGACACCACAAUCAUAACACCUACUGUCAACCUACAUGAUUAUUUAUUUACUGAACCCGAAAAGCCUGUAGAAGAGCUACUUGAGGCAGCGCAAGCUCGUAUCGAACAAUUAGAACAGCUGCUUUCAAAACAAUCUUUUUACAGACAACUGAAAGGGAUGUCAGACAAACGCGUUAGAUUCCAUACUGGCUUUUCGUCAUUUGCUAUUUUUGUGAGUACCUUCAAUGCCCUUAGACCCACAGCUGAAAGUAUGUUUUCAUGGUCCCAAGUACAGAGAGCACGAGCAAAAAGUGGGAAAGAUAUAAGUAACAUGAGAGACACUCUCAAGACAUGCAAACUUAGCUUAUUUGAUCAGUUUUAUUUAUGCAUUACUAAGCUGAGGCUGGGUACUUUUAAUGAGAAACUAGCCAGUGAAUUUGAUAUUUCUAUUUCAACUGUGAGUAGAGUUUUUAUUUCUUGGGUUAACUUUCUCUAUUUUGUUUUGGGAACCAUUCCUAUAUGGCCCUCUCGGGCAAAAAUUGACAAACAUAUGCCUAAGUGUUUUAAAUUGUUAUAUCCUAAAUGCCGUGGUAUUAUUGAUGCCUCAGAGAUAAAGGUACAAGCACCAUCUAGUAUGGUUUUGAAUAGCAAUUGCUAUUCAUCAUAUAAGAGCCACACAACUUACAAAGGCAAUGUUGUAAUAUCUCCAUCUGGGGAAAUUAUUCAUGUAAGUUCUCUUUUUGAAGGAAGUAUUUCUGACAAGGAGCUUGUUAAGCAAUCAGGUUUGUUGAAUUUACUUGAGCCAGGUGAUCAAAUAAUGGCUGAUAAAGGAUUUACUAUAGAGGAUCUAUUAAAGCCAAUAGGUUGUGGAGUAGCAAUGCCUGCCUUUUUGUCAAGUAAGGGUCAAUUUUCAAAGAAAGAACUUUCAACCAGUAAACAGAUACAUAAUUUAAGAGUCCAUGUGGAAAGGGCCAUAAGAAGGGUGAAAGAGUUUCACUAUUUUGAUAAAGUUAUACCUCUUACAGUAGCUGGCAGCAUUAAUCAAAUAUGGACAGUGGCAUGUCUUAUUACCAAUUUCCAGGGGCCUUUGUUGCAUGAAAAGCAAUAUAUCUAAAUAUGUAUACAAUUGUUGUAAAAUAGAUGGAAGAGUAAGCAUCAUUUAAAGUAAAGUAUGUAAGGAUCUGUAAUACAAAUAGUACUAACAACUUUUAACAACUAAGAGUUAGUUGACAUUGAGUGAGGGUACACUACGUAUUAGGUCCAACCUAGGUAAGAACUAUGCCAUCUGUUAACAUGUGAUGUGGAAGGGUGAAUAGUAGGGUGGCCCUAUCCCCUAGGGGCACCCUUUUCGUAUGUACAUGGCAUAUUGGUUAGGCAUUAAAAUAAACAGUAAAAUCAGUAAAAAUUAUAUUGUUAGUACUAUUUUUGUUUUACAGAUUCAAUGCAAGCUUUCAAACUAGCUUUUUGGAAAAAAAAUUAUGAAUUUAAUAACUUUACAUUUAUUCACAAAUUUCAUUAUUGCCAAAUAUUAUAAAAAUGCCCUUUUGGGGUUUAAAUACAAAACCUGUUGAAGUCAUUCAUGUAUUUUUAUUUAUCAUGUUUGUACAGAAUGUUCUGUUUAAUAACAGUAAAAAACUAUUAAAUGGCUUGAAAUACA